AUGACACUGGACAUCCAAGUGCUACGAGAUUCUCUGCGGAAGAAGCCCUUCCGAAGUAGAGAGCUGUCCUUGCUCCAGAUGAUCCAGCAGUUCGAGGCGAUCCAGCUUCAGAAGCUCGAGCUUCUUGAGGCAACAAAGCGUCUCAAGGAGGCCUUCAAGCUGACGAUCGGCUUUUGCCAGGUGGAGAUCACUGCUCUGGACACCGUCGCGGCCGUCAUAGAUCAGCUUGCAGGUGAGGUUGGGGAUGAUUCGGGAUCCCUCGCAAUCACAAAGGAGGCGACGCUGGUGGCGCUGGGUAUCAAUGCAAGCUCCCAGCUGGACUUCUCGCUUGCGGGCUUCUACGUGUUUCCUGAGAUCUUCCUGGGGGUUAGGGUUUCGGGUUUAUGGGCUUGUGGGAGGUUCUAUAGACAGAUCUUCUUACAUAGGGCUUUAGGGUUUAGCGUUUAUGGGGUGUUUCCUGGGCGGGUCCCGUUUUUUUUUUUAAAGGUUUGGCCAAAGUGGGUUUGUAAAAGAUUUGGCUAG
This is a messenger RNA of Symbiodinium necroappetens, 522 nucleotides long. The record is from the annotation of a GenBank genome assembly. NCBI's taxonomy places the organism in Eukaryota, Dinophyceae, Suessiales, Symbiodiniaceae.